CGCACCGCUGCGGGCUCCGCGCGCGCGGGCCAUGUCCGCCUUCUGCCUGGGCUUGGCCGGCCGCGCUUCAGCACCCGCAGAGCCGGACAGCGCCUGCUGCAUGGAGCUGCCUGCUGCGGCCGGGGACGCAGCCCGAGGUCCUGCCGCCGCCGCCCUUGUCUCCUUCCCCGGGGGCCCGGGGGAGCUGGAACUGGCGUUAGAAGAGGAGCUGGCGCUGCUGGCGGCCGGGGAGCGGCCGUCCGAUCCCGGGGAGCAUCCUGAGGCCGAGCUCGGGCCUCCGGCCGAGGGCACCGGUCCGCAGUCUCCACCUGCCCACGACCCUGAGUUGCUGUCAGUGAUCAGGCAGAAAGAGAAAGAUCUGGUGCUGGCCGCCCGGCUGGGCAAGGCGCUGCUUGAGAGGAAUCAGGACAUGAGCAGGCAGUAUGAGCAGAUGCACAAGGAGCUGACCGACAAGCUGGAGCACUUAGAACAAGAGAAACAUGAGCUAAGAAGACGAUUUGAGAACAGAGAAGGAGAGUGGGAAGGGCGAGUGUCCGAGCUUGAGAGUGAUGUGAAACAGCUACAAGAUGAAUUGGAGAGGCAGCAGGUUCAUCUUCGGGAGGCAGAUCGAGAAAAAACACGGGCUGUCCAGGAACUGUCAGAACAGAACCAAAGGUUACUGGAUCAACUGAGCAGGGCAUCAGAAGUUGAGAGACAACUCUCCAUGCAGGUCCAUGCCCUCAGAGAAGACUUUCGGGAGAAAAACUCAUCGACCAACCAGCACAUUAUCCGGCUCGAGAGCCUUCAGGCUGAGAUCAAGAUGCUGUCGGAUCGGAAACGGGAGCUAGAGCAUCGCCUCAGUGCUACCUUAGAAGAAAAUGACCUGCUACAAGGGACUGUGGAAGAGCUACAGGACCGAGUGCUGAUCCUGGAAAGGCAAGGCCAUGACAAAGACCUACAGCUGCACCAGAACCAGCUGGAGCUCCAGGAGGUGCGGCUCUCCUACCGGCAGCUGCAGGGGAAGGUGGAAGAGCUCACGGAGGAGAGAAGUUUGCAGAGCUCUGCUGCCACCAGCACAUCCCUCCUGUCAGAGAUAGAGCAGAGCAUGGAGGCCGAGGAGCUCGAGCAAGAGAGAGAGCAGCUGAGAUUGCAGCUCUGGGAAGCCUACUGCCAGGUUCGCUAUCUCUGUGCACACCUUCGAGGGAGCGACAGUGCUGACUCAGCCGUGUCCACAGACUCCUCCAUGGAUGAAUCUUCAGAAACCUCAUCUGCCAAGGAUGUCCCAGCUGGCAGCUUACGCACUGCCCUCAGUGAGCUCAAGAGACUGAUACAGAGCAUUGUGGAUGGCAUGGAGCCCACGAGCUCCCGGAGAAUUGAGGAUGACUCCUUAGAAGAACAGAUAAGGCAGACCAGUGAGGACUCAAGAGCCCUGAGGGAGCUCAUGGAGGGAGAGAGGGGUAAACUGAGGCAAAGCCUAGAAGAGCUACAGCGACUCCACAGCCAGGUGACACUGCUGAGUGUGGAGAUGACUGCACUAAAAGAGGAAAGGGACAGACUUAGAGUGACAUCUGAAGAGAAAGAGCCAAAGGAGCAGCUUCAAAAGGCCAUCAGGGACCGAGAUGAAGCCAUUGCAAAGAAGAAUGCUGUGGAGCUGGAACUCGCCAAGUGCAAGAUGGACAUGAUGUCUCUGAACAGCCAGCUGCUGGACGCCAUUCAGCAGAAACUGAGCCUCUCACAGCAGCUUGAGGCUUGGCAGGAUGACAUGCACAGGGUCAUUGACCGGCAGCUGAUGGACACGCACCUGAAGGAACGGAGCCUGCCUGCUGCUGCCUUCUCCAGGGCCCACAGCGUGGGACGGGGUGCUGAGCCCAAUACCACAGAAGGCAAACGGCUCUUCUCAUUCUUCAGGAAAAUUUAAGCUGGGAGGAGCCGGGUCCAGAGGAUGGGUGGACACUGGAGGCAGCUGCGAAGGCAUGUGAGCGCCUCCCCUGUGGCCUGGGCUGGGCACCGCACUACCCACCCACAUGAGGGCAGUCAGUCCUAGAGCACUUGCUCCUUUUGGUCAGUGCAGAUGGAGACCAAGAGGUAGGGGCCUACUAUGACCUCUGAACACUGGUCUCAACAGAGGGACAGGUGGGAACCCUGUCCCCACUGCCCAGCCAAGCCUCAGCCUAGGUUUCCCCAGGAUCCUGUUACCAAGCAGGGCUCACGCCACCUCCCAGAGUGGCCCCUUGGUUGCUGAUCACAGCCCACCCCUCAGGCACUGCUGCCUCCUGUUUUAGAAAACAGGACAGAAGAAAUGGAGGCUUCUGACUGCAUGCCUCAGGAGGCCUGAGCCCCAGAGACCUUGUCCUGCAGGAGAGCAGCCCAGGCCCAAGCCUCCAUUCCUGCCUAGCCACUGGCCCAGAGUUAAGGAGAGGCGCCACCCCUCACCCAGUGCAUGCACGUCUGCUGGACCCCCAGUGGGCAGGAGGCCCAGUCUGUGGUUGCGGGGGCUGAGAGCUGGUGUCCCCAAGCUGCUGGGGCCAUCCUAAGCCCCAGGGAGGAAGGCGGGCCCAGUUACCUGGCUGUCACCACUGCUCUCCAGCCUCCCUGAGAG
Octodon degus (degu) is the source of this 2578-nucleotide messenger RNA. RefSeq names its product BICD family like cargo adaptor 1 (gene Bicdl1). NCBI's taxonomy places the organism in Eukaryota, Metazoa, Chordata, Mammalia, Rodentia, Octodontidae. The record is from RefSeq and is a predicted model, not a curated record. The transcript is spliced from 10 exons. The coding region runs from base 32 to 1897 and encodes 621 amino acids. Gene Ontology annotation, biological process: Golgi to secretory granule transport; vesicle transport along microtubule.